Dermatophagoides farinae (American house dust mite) is the source of this 1379-nucleotide messenger RNA. Its product is annotated as glutamate-gated chloride channel. The record is from RefSeq and is a predicted model, not a curated record. Gene Ontology annotation, molecular function: transmembrane signaling receptor activity; extracellular ligand-gated monoatomic ion channel activity. Lineage: Eukaryota; Metazoa; Arthropoda; Arachnida; Sarcoptiformes; Pyroglyphidae. Gene Ontology annotation, biological process: monoatomic ion transmembrane transport. Gene Ontology annotation, cellular component: membrane.
AUGUCCCUAUCAUUAUUAUUAUUAUUAAUCAUUUAUGUACCAAAUGUUCAAAGUCAAGCUGAUAUUCGGCAAGUUGAAAAACAGAUAUUGGAUCAAAUUAUUGGUCAAGGUUAUGAUACAAAAAAUGGUCAACGUUAUGAUUCAAGGAUUCGUCCAUCCGGUACUAAUCAAACAUUGACUAAAGAUGGACCUGCCAAUGUAACAAUCAAUAUAUUGAUUAGAUCCAUUUCAAGUAUCGAUGAUGUAACAAUGGAAUAUGCCUGUCAAGUAACAUUCCGUCAACAAUGGAACGAUAAUCGUCUUAAAUUUGAUGAUAAAAAUGGUCAAAUAAAAUAUCUAGUACUUACAGAUCCGGAACGUAUUUGGAAACCAGAUCUUUUUUUUAAGAAUGAAAAAAAAGGACAUUUCCAUGAGAUUAUUAUGCCCAAUAUAUUGCUUCGUAUUUAUCCAAAUGGAGAUAUUUUAUAUUCAAUACGUUUAUCAUUAACAUUAGCAUGUCCAAUGGAUCUUAAAUAUUAUCCAUUAGAUAGACAAACUUGUUCAAUUGCAAUGGCUAGCUAUGCAUAUAGUACCGAAGAUUUGGUAUUCACAUGGAAAGAAAAGAAUCCAGUACAAGUAUCUGGCGAUAUAAAUCUUCCACGUUUUACAUUGAAAGAUUAUACUACAAAAUAUUGUACUUCAAGAACAAAUACUGGCGAAUAUAGUUGUCUUCAAGUGAAUCUAUUAUUUAAACGUGAAUUCAGUUAUUAUUUAAUUCAAAUUUAUAUACCAUGUGCAAUGUUAAUAUUUGUAUCAUGGGUAUCAUUUUGGUUGGAUCCAAAUGCAACGGUUGCACGUGUAUCAUUAGGUGUUACAACAUUAUUAUCGAUGGCCACACAGAUAAGCGGUAUAAAUGCCAGUCAACCACCUGUUAGCUAUACAAAAGCAAUCGAUGUUUGGACCGGUGUUUGUUUAACAUUUGUAUUUGGUGCAUUAUUGGAAUUUGCAUUAGUUAAUUAUGCAUCACGUAGUGAUGUACAUCAUGCAGCAGCUAAACAACAAAGACAACGUCUUGCCAAAUGGAAUAUGGAACAGGCAUUAUUAGAGGGUAAUAAUAUUGAAUUAGCUUCAUAUGGAUUGCGUCCAGGAUGUGAAAUACAUAUGGCACCACCAAGACGUAAAAAUUGGUGUAAACGAUGGCUAUCAAAAUUUCCAACACGUUCCAAACGUAUUGAUGUUGUAUCACGAAUAUUUUUUCCAUUCAUGUUUGCCCUUUUCAAUUGUGUCUAUUGGAUUACCUAUAUGUUUCGUGAUGAUUUGCAAUGAAACAACACACAAAAAAUUUCGGAUCUGAAACAAAAAGAAGAAGAAGAAGAAGAAAAAAAACGGGAAAUUUUUCA